Caenorhabditis briggsae is the source of this 849-nucleotide messenger RNA. The transcript is spliced from 3 exons. The record is from RefSeq and is a predicted model, not a curated record. Bases 1 to 849 code for a protein of 282 amino acids. Lineage: Eukaryota; Metazoa; Nematoda; Chromadorea; Rhabditida; Rhabditidae. Gene Ontology annotation, molecular function: protein binding. Gene Ontology annotation, biological process: innate immune response.
AUGACGGAUUCUCAAUUGGAAUUGAUAAAUAUUCCUGAUGUGGUGAUGAAUGAAAUACUAGAAUAUUUGGAUUUUCCAGAAAUACUGAAACUACGCAAAGUUUGCCACUAUUUCAAGGAUUUUAUCGAUGAAGUCAAGUCAAAAUCAAUUUUAAAGGAUAUUAAUAUUAUUUUCUACCCCAAGGAAAUUCGAUUCGAUCUGUUUUCGGUUCAAAACGAGAGAUAUGUAAUUUUGUAUGAAAAAUUCCAAGCAAAUGGAUGUCGAGUUUCCCAAAAUGGACGAGAGAAAAUUCUGGAAAAUUCGGAUUUUCGAGAAAUUUUUAUACGAGAUUUGGAAAUUUUAUUGAAACUUCAAAAAUCGAUUUUUCGAGUUUUUCGAUUGAUCAGAAGAGACCAAAAUGAUUUUGAUUAUUUUUUGGAAAAUUUUCCAAAAACUCCAGAAUUGAAAAUUCAAGAAUUUUAUAUGGAUGCGGGAGAUGAUGCCCAAAAUGAAAUUUCGAAAAUUUUAGGAUUUUUGAAUUCGAAAUUCUUGAUUUCACUAUCAUUUCAUCCCUAUGGCGGACGAAAAGUUUUAAAUUUAUCGGAAAUUUCGAAAAUGGACCAUUGGAAGAAUGCUGAGCAAUUGUAUGUGAAUCGGAAUAUUUUUGUGAUUUUGGAUGUUUUGAAAUUGGAACAUUUUUCGUUGGUGGAAGUGAAAAUGGAUAGAUUGAGAGGAAAGGAAUUGUUGGAAUUGAGAGAGAUGAAGAGUUCAGAAGACGUUCUCAGAAUAACACAUAAUUCAGAAGUUUACUCUGUGAAUUUUAAGAGAAUUCGGAAAGAAAAUGUCCCAGAAGGAUUCUCAAUUUAUUGA